Molecule: messenger RNA, 878 nt
Organism: Thunnus maccoyii (southern bluefin tuna)
Lineage: Eukaryota; Metazoa; Chordata; Actinopteri; Scombriformes; Scombridae
Product: myelin-oligodendrocyte glycoprotein-like
Exons: 2
Coding region: 76-666 (196 amino acids)
Source: RefSeq, a predicted model, not a curated record
CUAAGACAAACCAUUCUGCACUGUGACUCUGUGAUGUGGGUAUCCUGUCUGUCAGAUAAGCUUUAACAUAUUUAAAUGGAUUAUGAGUUCCUUUACAGUUGUCCACUCUCGCCUCUCACUAUACACUUGACUGUCGUCCUCUUUUUGCUGCUAUUCGCCUACACGCCUGCUAAAGGUCAGCCUCAGGUGAUUGGUUCACUCCAGCCAAUCAUGGCCGCCCCGGGUGACAGCGUCAUCCUGCCGUGUCACGUGGAGCCUCCGAUCGAUGUGAGGGGACUGAUGGUGGAGUGGUCGAGGCCCGACCGUAAGCCUGACCCCAGAGAUGGGCUGAGCAGGGUCGAGUACGUCCAUCUUUACCGAGACAAUCGCGAGGUCCCGGACAUGAAGAUCCCGUCGUACGUCAGCAGGACGGCGCUGUUCACAGAUGGACUGAGACAAGGCAACAUAUCGCUCAAAAUCAUUAACGUGACGCUUGCAGACGAAGGGAGGUACAGGUGUUUCAUCCCGAAGUUAAAGAGCACAAAACAGGAUUCAAUUGUUAAUCUCUUAAAAUGUUGUUUAUGGUCCAGAUUAAAAAUUAACAUGAAAUUUUUAUUAUUAUUAUCAAUAUUUUAUCUCGUCUAUCGAGCGUCAAAAAUAAUACACAUAAAAGAUCAGUGUCUCUAAUACCUUUAAAGGACCAGUGUGUAGGAUUUAGUGGCCAACUCAAGGCGCGAGGAGAGGAGGUGAGGAAAGGAAUCGAGAAUGUACAAACUGAGAAAUGAGAAGAGGGGAAUGUUUUAGAUGAGGAAGUAGUUGUGUGUUUUCUCUGAUUAUGACGACCCCUCCGCUCCAACGUGCUCUUAUGUUCUUUGGGUUCGCUGUGCUGGUUUUUCUUU